This is a messenger RNA of Ceraceosorus guamensis, 1368 nucleotides long. RefSeq names its product CRAL/TRIO domain-containing protein. The transcript has 5 exons. Gene Ontology annotation, molecular function: phosphatidylinositol transfer activity. The record is from RefSeq and is a predicted model, not a curated record. The coding region runs from base 221 to 1219 and encodes 332 amino acids. Lineage: Eukaryota; Fungi; Basidiomycota; Exobasidiomycetes; Ceraceosorales; Ceraceosoraceae.
CAGCUAGACAACGAGCGUCAAGCCGUGCAUGAUCGGACUCAAGAUUCUUGAUUCUUGAUUGUGAUUGCCUUCUCCCUCACAUCCAACGUCUCAACUGUCAGACCACAUUCCUUGCCUCUACGCCCGUUUCAUCCAACCGCAGCAGAAUUUGCACUUUGACACGGCCCAGUCGCCCCUCUCUCCAGCCCUCCAGCCCUCCAGCCCUCCAGCCCUCGCCAUCAUGUCUCGAUUCCUGCGUCGAGCUCCCGCUCCCUCAACCUCUGUCGACAAAUCCUCCCUGCCAGUCUCUCACGACCCCAUCCUCGCGCCUCUUCCAUCCACCUUGGCAUCACUGCAGUCUCGACCUCCCAGCGCCCCUCUUUCGGCCGCUCAGCAGGAUCUCCUUGCUGCUCUCGGCGCAUACGUGUGGGAGCUGCACGGCAGGGGUUGGGAAGAUGAUGCGGAGCUGAGCAAGAGCAGGACGGUCACCGAGACUGCAGGCAGCUCCAUCGAACCUGCUCACAAGGCGAAAGAAUCGGCAUCAGCAGCGUCAACUUCGACCUCGCCCGCUCCAGCGUGGUACAGGACGUGGGAAGAAACGUUUCUAAAAGAUGCCACCACAUUGCCUCGCUACGCCCGCGCUUCCAAGUGGGACCUGGAAAACGCCAAGAAGAGGAUCAGCGAGACAUUGUACUGGAGACGCAGCUACAGGCCUGAGCUGAUCAGCCCGGACGAGGUGGUGGAGGAGGCCAAAACUGGCAAACAAGUGCUCAGCGGGUUUGACAAGGACGGCAGACCGGUGCUCUACCUCAGACCUGGAAGAGAGAAUACGACACCUUCUCCUCGACAAAUCAGAUUCCUGGUGUACGCGCUGGAAAGAUCUUUGGACAUCGCUCCGGAGGGCGUAGAGACGCUGACGAUCAUCAUCGAUUACAAGUCCGCAACUCAAGCUUCCAAUCCCUCGCUGUCGCAAGCUCUCAAAGUGCUCAACAUUUUGCAGGCUCACUAUGUCGAGAGGAUGGGCCGAGCGUUCGUCUGCAACGUGCCGUGGUACCUGAACGCCUUCUUUAGCGCCAUUUCGCCCUUUUUGGAUCCCGCUACUAGAGCCAAGAUCAGGUUCAACGCAAAGUUGGAAGAGUUUGUGGAUCUGGACCUGCUUGAUGCGGAGUUUGGCGGCAGACACCGAUACGUGUGGGACUUUGAAAAGGUGAGUGUCGGGGCGUUGUCCAUUGACGAUUAGCACGGAGGAGAGGCACGAGCGAUUCUGCGUCCUCUUGAACAAGACCGACGCCCGUUGUACUGCGAGUGGACUGAUUCUACCUCACCCUUCCCUUGGCUAUGCAGUACUGGACUCCUCUGAUGAAUGCGGCAAAGGUCAUGCCGGAUGGU